Molecule: messenger RNA, 416 nt
Organism: Stegastes partitus (bicolor damselfish)
Lineage: Eukaryota; Metazoa; Chordata; Actinopteri; Pomacentridae
Product: serine/threonine-protein kinase PAK 2-like
Exons: 3
Biological process (GO): protein phosphorylation
Molecular function (GO): protein kinase activity; ATP binding
Source: RefSeq, a predicted model, not a curated record
GCUACCUGGUGGGCGACGAGCUCUGGGUGGUGAUGGAGUACCUGGCCGGAGGCUCGCUGACGGACGUCGUCACGGAAACCUGCAUGGAUGAAGCUCAGAUAGCCGCCGUGUGCAGAGAGUGUCUGCAGGCGCUGGAGUUCCUCCACUCGAACCAGGUCAUCCACCGAGACAUCAAGAGCGACAACAUCCUGCUGGGCAUGGACGGAUCCGUCAAGCUCACCGACUUCGGGUUCUGCGCACAGAUCACUCCGGAGCAGAGCAAACGCAGCACCAUGGUCGGGACUCCGUACUGGAUGGCUCCGGAGGUGGUGACCCGCAAAGCCUACGGGCCCAAAGUGGACAUCUGGUCUCUGGGCAUCAUGGCCAUCGAGAUGGUGGAGGGAGAACCGCCGUACCUGAACGAAAACCCGCUCAGG